CUUUAUAAUCUUGAACGACCACCUGAUCCCGAUCAAAAUUUAGGAUGUUUACAGGUAAAGUAGCACUAAUUACAGGUGCGGCUCAGGGUCUGGGAAAAUCGUUUGCUUCAGCACUGUUACAGAAACAGUGCAAGGUUUGUGUUGCUGACAUCAAUGAAGAAAAAUUGCAAGCAACUGUCAGAGAAUUCCAGGAUAUCUAUGGAGAAAAUUACGUAGUGUCUGCCAAGUGUGACGUCACGAAGGAACUUGAUUUUGAAGAAACUUUCAAGCGAGCGAAAGCAGUCUUUAAUCAGAUAGACAUUGUGGUGAACAAUGCCGGAGUGGUUGAUGAGCGGAACUGGGAGAGAUGCUUAGAUAUCAACCUGGCUGGGGUCAUCAGAGGAACUCUUCUUGGCCUUAGAUAUAUGAGGAAAGAUCUAGGCGGUACUGGGGGCACGAUAGUCAAUGUUUCGUCGAUGGCAGGUAUUUACCCAGCAGAGUUCUCCCCCGUCUAUUGUGCCAGUAAACAUGGUGUGGUUGGAUACACAAGAAGCUGGGCGAUUCAUCCAGAAGUUGAAAAGAAUGGUGUUCGCCUUCUCUGUCUAUGUCCCUCAUUUGCUAAAACGGACAUCCUGGAUUACCAGCCCGAGUCGUCGAAGGACCUGGAACUGGUUCAGAAGUCCAUGAAGACUAUUGGUAUGAUGAGGGUGGAAGAAGUAUCGGAUGCUUUCAUAAAACUUUUAGAAGAUUCAGACAAUAACGGAAGUGUCAUGUCAGUUACAAAGCAGGGCACAAGGUACUGGAAAAUGCCAGCUCCGAAAUUUUAAAUUCACAUACAUAUGUACUGUAAAUGGCGUAGUGAAUAUUGUAUUUCGAGCACAGUGUACUUUCAAAUGUCCAAUAAAUGAUUACUAAUUUUUUAAUAGUGUGUAAUCUAAAUUGUAAAAUAAAUAAUCAUCUUUUCAUUUAUGUUAAUGGCAUGGUAUCAAAAUACUUACAAAAUAGUAUAUA
This is a messenger RNA of Saccostrea echinata, 990 nucleotides long. Its product is annotated as 15-hydroxyprostaglandin dehydrogenase [NAD(+)]-like. Gene Ontology annotation, molecular function: oxidoreductase activity, acting on the CH-OH group of donors, NAD or NADP as acceptor. Gene Ontology annotation, cellular component: cytoplasm. The record is from RefSeq and is a predicted model, not a curated record. The transcript has 7 exons. The coding region runs from base 45 to 806 and encodes 253 amino acids. Lineage: Eukaryota; Metazoa; Mollusca; Bivalvia; Ostreida; Ostreidae.